AGAUGUCAGCUCUUGAUCCGAACUAUGAGUAUGUGUUCUUGCACGGUUUUGCGAGCAGCAAUCAAACGUACAAGGGGACAUAUCUGCGAGACAAGUACAAAGAGGUGUACAACAUCGACAUGCAUGUACCAGAUCUAAAUUGCGGUCCCGACUUCAGCACACUGACAUUCACCGGUGCCAUCAAGACACUGCACGAGUUAGAUGAGACAGUCAUAAAAGAAAAAGGCUCUAAUUUCAAGUGGCGUAUAUUUGGAUCUUCGUUGGGUGGGUACCUCGCCGCGCGCUUCGCAGAGCUAUACCCAGAUCGUGUGGACAGGUGUCUACUGAUAUGCCCCGCAUUUGACAUGGGGUCGUGGAUGCCUGGGAUUUUGCCUGAAAAGGAAGAGAGUUUAAAGAAAUGGGAAGCUAAAAGUUCUCAACCUUUCCCGAAAUUCGGUACUGACAAGGUCACCGAAGUGCCCUGGAAUUUCAUUGUUGAUUCUAGAACCCAUCCGGCGUUCCCUAAGUGGUCACAAAAGACGGUGAUCAUCCAUGGCCUUGAAGAUGUGGUUGUACCCAUCACAAUAUCGCAAAAGGUGGCAAACAAGGCUGUCAACACGAAGGACAUGUACGUACAGCUGAUCGAGGUGCAUGAUAGUCACGCCAUGUGUAAGCCGGAGACACUCUUGGCGAUACAGUCAUUAGCAGCGGAGCUGUUCGAAUUGAAGGAGAACAGAAUAUGAUCCGAAAUAAAUUGGAAGCGAUGCAAGGCCCGAGAAUAAAAAUAUUCGAGAUCACGGUCCAUGCCACGUUCACGAUAUACAUCAUA
This is a messenger RNA of Sphaeroforma arctica JP610, 808 nucleotides long. RefSeq lists its product as hypothetical. The annotation marks the transcript as partial. NCBI's taxonomy places the organism in Eukaryota, Ichthyosporea, Ichthyophonida. The record is from RefSeq and is a predicted model, not a curated record. The transcript has 3 exons. Gene Ontology annotation, molecular function: hydrolase activity, hydrolyzing O-glycosyl compounds.